Molecule: messenger RNA, 820 nt
Organism: Larimichthys crocea (large yellow croaker)
Lineage: Eukaryota; Metazoa; Chordata; Actinopteri; Sciaenidae
Exons: 4
Coding region: 122-820 (232 amino acids)
Source: RefSeq, a predicted model, not a curated record
AACAAAAAGUGAGUAGAAAUAAACAACCAACAGUCAGUGUGAUGUCAUUACUACAUACAUGUGAUGUCUUCAUGAUCAUAGCGUGUACUGUACUCUGCUCAUGUUCGUUUUCUCUCUUUAGAUGGAACAUCCUACGUUUAGGAGAGCCCUUAACGGGACCCUCCUUUUAAAAGCCUCCCCUGCGGCUCUAGCUCUUGGCCCCCGGCAGCCUGCUGGGGGCCAAGCCAGGGCAAAGACGCCCGAGGAGGUGGAUGCGGAGGCCUGGGCCCACGUCGCCUCCGAGGGUGGCGACACAAGCAACGCCACCCUCGUCCUGAGCCGGUGGAAGGUCCAGUUCGGGCGCUACCUGGGGAAGCCCUUCCACUGGCUCCUGGAGAACGACGUGGGCUACAGUGUGAAUCUGGUCGCCUCCCACCAGAAGGAGCGAGAGAGGACGGGGUCUCAGUCCCCACUCAUGGCCAACAAGGACGCCUUCACCCGUUACUCCUCAGCGUACCCUGACUUUGCGGAGGCAGUCAGGUUCCACCGUGCGUUUGAGGAGUCGCGGGUGAGGUCCCUCCAGCCGGGUCAGGAGGGACAGGCGCUUGUUGGCUUUGGGGACUUCAAAUUUGAGACCCUGCAGAGCCUGUACGAGUCUGAGGACUCCCAAAAGAUCCGAUUUGUCAACUACCUCCGGAGGAAGGCGCCAGCUCCCGGCACGCAGAUGGAGAACGCCGUUCGCUACAUCAAGUCCAGAGACAGGCAGAGAGCUGCCGCUGCUUCCGCCACCAGCACCACCACCACAGCUGUUGCAUCCGCCACCACCACCAGCGUGUUUUAG